UUAAAGAAAAAAGUCAGUAUGAGAAACCACACAAUGAUUACAGAGUUCAUACUCUUGGGCAUAUCAGACAACUCAGAGCUUCAGGUUGUAAUUUUUGUCUUUUUAUUUAUAACUUAUUUGUUAAGUGUCACUUGAAACUUAACCGUCAUCAUCCUCACCUUGACAGACUGUCAUCUAAAGACUCCUAUGUAUUACUUCGUCCGGAAUUUCUCCUUCUUAGAAAUUACAUUCACCAGUGUUUCUAUCCCAAGAUUUUUGUGGGCAAUCAUUACUAAAAUCAAGACCAUUUCCUAUAACAAUUGUUUAGCUCAAUUAUUUUUCUUCAUCUCCAUGGGUGUGUCUGAAUUUUUUCUUCUAACUGCCAUGUCCUAUGAUCGCUAUGUUGCCAUCUGUAAGCCUCUCCAUUACACCACCAUCAUGAACAGGAAAAUCUGCGCCCUGCUCAUCUUUAGUUCAUGGCUAGGAGGUUUUCUUACUAUUUUCCCACCACUCAUGCUUAUCCUCCAGUUAGAUUUCUGUGCUUUCAGUGUGAUUGAUCACUUCUCUUGUGACUAUUUCCCCAUUUUACAAUUCUCACGCUCAGAUACAUGGCGUUUAGAGAUGAUUGGCUUUCACUUUGCUUUUGUUACUCUGCUGUUCACACUGGCGUUAGUGAUUCUGUCCUACAUGCGCAUCGUUAGUACUGUUUUGAGAAUCCCGUCUGCCAGUCAGAGGAAAAAGGCUUUCUCCACUUGCUCCUCUCACAUGAUUGACGUUUCCAUCUCCUAUGGAAGCUGUAUAUUCAUGUAUGUCAAGCCUUCAGCAAAAGAAAGAGCAUCAUUGACCAAAGGAGCAGCUUUUCUCAACACUUCAAUUGUCCCCAUGCUGAACCCUUUUAUUUACACCCUGAGGAACCAGCAAGUAAAACAAGCUUUCAAAAACUUGGUUCAUAAAGUAGCAUUUGAUAGAAACAAAUGA
Messenger RNA from Ceratotherium simum simum (southern white rhinoceros), 957 nucleotides. RefSeq names its product olfactory receptor 6C3-like. Gene Ontology annotation, cellular component: membrane. Gene Ontology annotation, biological process: G protein-coupled receptor signaling pathway. The record is from RefSeq and is a predicted model, not a curated record. Gene Ontology annotation, molecular function: olfactory receptor activity. NCBI's taxonomy places the organism in Eukaryota, Metazoa, Chordata, Mammalia, Perissodactyla, Rhinocerotidae.